AUUAGAUGCAAACACUUUAACCUCACAUGUUUCUGGGGUGGUUUCGCUUACAGAAACAGACUUACUACAAACAAUAAUUAUAGAGCAUUUCAAGAAUUUCUGCUGGGAAUAAUACCUUUUAUGGCUCACCUUAAACUGUGUGGGGGAAGUUGAAGGAGAAACAGCUGAAGUUGGAUUAAAAAUGUUGUCAUCUAGGCAGAAGGGUGGAGACAACUACACGUAGUAAGUCCAUAAGCUAAACGGAGGCAUAACACAUUUCUUCAGGGGAUAUAGACCUCUUGGAUGGCCAGUUGACAAGGUUUGAAACCCAGGAGCUUUCAGAUUGCCCAAGUUUGUGUCUUGAGGUGAGAUGACAUCAAUUGUGGACGAGACAGCUGGGGACCUCCCUGUCCGAGAUGUAGGAAUGAUGAGAGGGGGGUUGAUGCCAACUGUCCCAGAUACCCUACGCGAUGUCAAGUCAUGGAGAAAGCAUCAUGUCGCAAAGAUGAAAGACCCCCAACGGUUGUUUCGAUAUCCCAGGGAGCAUCUGGAGGAUCUCUGUCUGCAACUGCAGGAGGAAAACAGUGUGCUCAGACAACACACACGAACUCAGGAGCACAGGCUGCGCAGGAUGUCCACAAGGCUCAUGCAUCUUCGUCAGGCCCAUCCUGGGUCUAGUGGUGUGAAGGACAGGGACAUGGAGGACACAAUACAGGAGCUGGAGGCCCGAGUCGCAAUGCUGGAGAGCCAGAAAGGCGUGCUACAGAACAAACUCAGCCUGGCCAAGCAACACAUCAUGGACCUGGGGGCCCGCACUCCAUACAAGUACAGCAAAAGCAAAAAUUGGGAGGGGGAGAGUGGAAUCAGGAGGGCGGCGCAGACAGCACCGCCUCGAUACGGCCUCAUGCUGGAAGACACGAGGACAGAAAUGGAAAGACUAAGAUCCAAUAUGACAGACCAGCUGAGGAUGACAGAACUGGAACUUACAGCUCAGGCGCUCAGAGACAGUCUGAGAGAAAGAGAAAAAGAGAUAGAGGGGACUGUUAAAGAGCUGAGAAACCAACAGGCUGACAGACACAGAACAACUAUCAGAGAGAAUGUGGAUCUGAUCCGUCUACAAAAACAGCUUUCAGACAAGAGUGCUGCCUUGAGGGUGACAAAGGAGAAGUUCUCAGACCUGCAAGAGGCAUAUGAAAAACAGCUAGAGGAGAGCCAGAGGUCACUCAGGGAGAGUCAAGGUGCUCUGUUGGAGAAAGUUGAGGAGUUGACUGAACAACUGAAGCAGGAGCGGCAGAGAGCUCUGGCUCUAGAGGGACAGCUUUCAACCACCAGUCUGUCUCAACAGACCCUGGACAAGCUCCAAGAAAGAAUUUCAGACCUGGAGGGAGAGAGGGAUCUAAUCAAAGAAAACUAUGACACUCUGCUGCAGAGUUCUCUAUCUACCCAGAGUGACCAAGACGGUCAGGUGGAGAAACACGGAAAAGUGGAUCAAACAAGGGAGGCGGUGGUGGAAAGCAUCCAUUGCAUGGACAUUCAGAGACUAGAGGAAAUGCUGGGAGCAGAGAGGGAAGAAAGAAACAGGCUGGAAUUGGAGAAGGAGAAACUGUGGCAGGAGAAGGAGUUGCUGGAGCAGCAGAGAAAACAAGAGCAAGAGAUGCUUGUGUUGAUGAGAGACAAACAAGAGCAUCUGGAACGGGAUGUUGUGCAGUACAAAGAGCAAGUUUCUGUUCUGCAGGACAGGCUGGACUCAAUCAGCAAGGACUUUGAUAUGAGUGUGGAGGAGCUCAGCGAAACUCUUAUGCAGAUCAGGGCUUUUAGGAUGCAACAAGAGAGCCGGGAGGGCCUGCGCUUCCUUGUGCCUGAUCGGAGGAUGGAAGAUCCCACACACGAGCUGGUAAAUAUCCAGGCAUCACAUGCUGAGACUGUGCUGGAACUACAGAAAACCAGAAACCUUCUGCUGCUGGAGCACAAAAUUACCAAAGACCUGCAGGAAGAGUUGAAAACAUUCAGUCAGGGAGUGGAAAAAGAGAGGGAGGAAAGCCGGAAGAGGAUUGCAGAAAAAGACAAACUUUUAGCAAAAAGAGCUCUCCAGAUCAACACUUUACAAGCCCAGCUCAAAGAGUUGGCAUACAGCCCCAGGAACUACAAACGGACCAUUCCAAUACAGUACACCUGGCCAGCUGGAGAUCAGGAAGUGAUACAGCCCAUAGAGGAUGACCUGUCUUUCUCUCAGCUAAAGGCUGGAGAGUCACUGUUGGAGAUUCACCUUAAGGCAGCCACCUUCACCCCAGCAGGGCUCCGGAUUAUGGCCGACUUCCACCCAGGAGCAGAGAAAAAUUCCGGCUUUGUGACAUUCUGCACCUACUGCCUGUUGGACUUUGAGAUGCACUCUACGCCUCUUGUGUCAGGAAGCCAGCCCAACUAUGGCUUUACAUCUCGCUAUGCUCUGACGGUUAGAGAUCUGAGAAGGCUGGAAGCUCAGAGGUCAAGGGUCAGUGUGGAGCUCCAUCAGGCGUUAGGAGGGGUCAGAUUUGUCACCCAUGGAAGUGGACAAAUGUCGCUCAUGGGCGCCAUGGAGAAGAGGGGAGAGCGAAUAUGUGGGUGUGUCAGUAUAACAGGACAUGAGGCUGAAAUUGUCGGUGUUGUUGAUUUCUGGGUUCGCCUCUUCCCUCCUGUGGAAGCCAUUGACUCUAUGGCAGAAAGUGGAGCUGAAAGACAAAGUGUGAUGCAAAGGACUCCUGUGAAGAUUUCCCUUGGCUGGCAAGAAACUAGUCAAGAGGAGUUACAUGACUAUGGUUGUGGGAUCCCCAACGAGUUGGUGGUUAUGCUGGAGCGCUGCGUGGGCCUUAAUGCUCGCUGGCCGGGACUCCUCCCUGAUGCCUACCUGACAUAUAGGUUUUAUGACCUCCCACCUCAUGUCUCUCAAACCAUCCAGUGCUCGGCUGAUCCGGUGUUCAACGAUGUCACCAGCUACCCUCUUGCAGUGACUACUGAUGUUAUGAACUAUUUUAGGUCCAGCAGUCUGUGGGUUUAUGUAUUUGAUGAUAGUGAUGACCAGAUACCGCCAGUCUACCUGGCUAAGACCCCCAUCCCACUGCGAGCCCUGGCAACAGGCAGAGAGAUUCGAGGUGAUUAUGUUCUGAGGGAUCCAGCUGGUGGACCUCGAGGCAUGGUCAGAGUCAUGGUUAAAUGGAAGUACCCCUUUCAGCCUCCAAGGGACGCUUCACAGGUCAGCCAGGUGAACGGAGUGGACAAGCCUGGCAGCAUGAAGGAAAGCACGGCGAUGGAGGCGAAAAGGAGAGAGGAAGUGUCACAGAGGCCCAUAGCCAAGCCUCGAGUGAAGGCCCGGCAACCUGAUCCGAGAGAAACUACGGCUGUUUCCAGAGAGACAAAAGGCUGGCCUCAGCCUCCACUCAUCAAACAGAAAAGCUCUCAGGACGUCCGAUCAAAGCAAGUCACGCCAGUGAAACUAUUGGACACUCGUCCAUCAACAAACGGGAGGAAACCCGCCAAGAGGGCGCCUGAACUUCAGCAGAGAACUCCACAUAUGACACCAGGGCCAAGACUGACCACACCCUCUCAUUGCAAAACCAGAAAAUCCUCAGCCGGAACAUCUAGAGAAUCACCAACCACACUUUCAAGGGGGAGCUCUCUCAGCGAUAUUAAGACUCAGGACCUUCCCUCUGAGGAUCAGGUGUCAGCGAUUGAGAAUGAAGAGGAAGAGGAAAGCAGUGAGAGUGCAGGAGAGAGUGCAGCCCCAGAAUCUUCAGAGUCCAGUUCCUCCCUGAGCGAAAUAAUAAUCAUGCCAACGAAAAGAAAAGUGCGAAAGGGUGAAAAAUUAAGAGUUGAGAUUCUGUCUCUGACAUUUGAACCGUCCUCACGCGUGGCUCUGGAUGAGUCGGUGCAGCGAGUGUAUGUGGAGUAUCGACUGCUAGGUGUCCCCAUGGAGACAACAGAAACACCCAUGUCUCUACGCAAGCCCACAGAGGGAGAGGAAAUUCACUACAACUUUACAAGAGUGAUUUAUGUGGAUGGCUCUCUGUCAGCCCCACUAAGGCAGUAUCUUUACACAAUGUUGGAGGGCACAGAUCCCAACCAGGGCAGGUUAAAGUUCACAAUAGUCAGCGAACCGAUGGACGAUGAUGAUGAAUGUGUGGAUGUUGGACAUGCUUUUCUGGACCUACAGGAACUGCUGCUCACAGGAAAUGAUGUCAUUGAACAAGAAAUUGAUAUUGUGAGUGUGGAUGAGGACAAAGAGGUGAUUGGAAACCUGAAAGUGUCACUCGAGGCAGCAAAAGCACUAACUGGGAUUUACCAGGAGUUUCACCAAAAAGACGAGGAAGUGAGCAAGACAGAUGAUGAAGAAAAAGGGGCAGAAGAAGAAGAACAGGAAGAAGAACAAGAGAGAAAGAAGAAAAGUGAUCGGAUACAAGUAUUAGAUUAUGAUGAUGAUGACAGUGACUUUGACUGAAUGUAAAAUAUAUACAAUUGUAUUAAUCAAUGAAGAACAAGCCUUUACGUCCUUUCGUAGUCCCUUCAAUGUAAUGAAAAGCAGACAAAUAAAGGGU
Molecule: messenger RNA, 4547 nt
Organism: Menidia menidia (Atlantic silverside)
Lineage: Eukaryota; Metazoa; Chordata; Actinopteri; Atheriniformes; Atherinopsidae
Source: the annotation of a GenBank genome assembly